Molecule: messenger RNA, 2319 nt
Organism: Westerdykella ornata
Lineage: Eukaryota; Fungi; Ascomycota; Dothideomycetes; Pleosporales; Sporormiaceae
Exons: 2
Coding region: 406-2319 (637 amino acids)
Molecular function (GO): FAD binding
Source: RefSeq, a predicted model, not a curated record
UCGGGCUAUCUCGCUGCGUCGUUGCGUCUUACUCUGACCCGAAAUGGGUGCCGACCAUGUCUUCGGCUGCCAAACAAGGGUCUUUUGAAUCUUGACGUUGUGGCCCAAGACUCCGCGUGCUCCCUUCAAUUCCGCAUCAAAGGAUGGACCUCUUGUUAGUAUUAAAGUAGUUUGGACUCCCGCAAGCCCGGGAGGGCAUCUGUUUCUACUACUGACGUCUUCUUAUUUUCUUCCGCUGAGCUUCGAGCUUCUUCUACCCCCUCUGCUCAGAUAUCCUUCCCGUAGUCCCUUCCCUUUCCUUCCAGUCUUCUCUGAUCUUUCUCAUUGUCAAUUCACCUCCUGGGGCGUCUCGCACGGGGUCCUCUUCGUGCGUUCCAUCCUCCAUAGACAAUCACACACAGGAAAAUGGAGGACAAGUACGACAUCGUAAUAAUAGGCGCCGGCCCCGUGGGCCUGAUGCUCUCCACCUGCCUCGCCCGCUGGGGCUACCGAAUAAAGCACAUUGACAACCGACCUGAACCCACUCCCACCGGCCGCGCCGACGGCAUCCAACCGCGCUCCCUCGACCUGCUCCGCAACAUGGGCCUGAAGCGGAAAAUCAUGGCGCACGACCCCGCAAAAGUAUACGAGGUCGCCUUCUGGGAUCCCAAUUCCAAGGGCAUCCACAGGACAGGCACAUGGGCUUCGUGCCCCAAAUUCAUCGACGCCAGAUACCCCUUCACUACGCUCUUGCACCAGGGCCUUAUCGAGCGCGUCUUCAUCGAGGACCUCGAGAAACACGGCGUACAGGUUCAGCGGCCGUGGACAAUUACGGGGUUCAAGAACGAUGGCAAGGAUCCCAGCUACCCGGUUGAGGUACGCUUGGCGCACGUGGAUGGCACGCUAUGCGAGACGGUGAGGGCGAAGUAUCUGUUCAGCGGCGAGGGGGCGAGGAGUUUUGUGAGGGAUCAGCUAGGCAUCAAGAUCAGGCACAAGGACCCCAUUGCGCACGUCUGGGGGGUCAUGGACGGGGUGGUGCGGACGGAUUUUCCAGACAUCAAGAUGAAAUGCACCAUCCACUCCGACGCCGGCUCCAUCAUGGUCAUCCCCCGCGAGAACAACAUGGUCCGCUUAUACAUCCAAAUCGCCUCAUCAACAGACCCCGACUGGCACCCGCGCAGGACGGCCACGGCAGAAGAAGUGCAGCGCCGCGCCCAGGCCAUCCUAAAGCCCUACUCCAUCACCUGGGACCGCGUGGAAUGGUACUCGGUCUAUCCGAUCGGCCAGGGCAUCGCGGAGCGCUACACGCUCGACGAGCGCAUCUUCAUGGGCGGCGACGUCUGCCAUACGCACUCGCCGAAAGCAGGCCAGGGGAUGAACACGGCCUUCCUAGACGCAGUCAACCUCGCCUGGAAAAUCCACCACGUAGAAGCCGGCUUCGCGCCGCGCAGCCUCCUGUCGACGUACGAAUCCGAGCGCAAACUCAUCGCCGAAAACCUCCUCGCCUUCGACGCCAAAUACGCCAAACUCUUCUCCUCGCGGCUCCCCUCGGCGGGCGAGGUGGCCGAUGCGUCGCAGCAGGGCCAGGGCCAGCACCAGCAGCAGGAGGAGAACGAAUUCGUCAAGACUUUCAAGGCCAGCUGCGAAUUCACCUCGGGCUACGGCGUCGCGUACCAGCCCAACGCCAUCAACUGGUCCGCCUCGCACGCCGCCCAACACCCGCUCUUCCUCUCCGUAGACAAGGGAACCACGACCCAGCGGCCGGGCCGCAUCAUGACGCCCGCGACCGUCACGCGCGUCGUCGACGCCAACGUGGUGCACCUCGAGCAGGAGAUCCCCCUCAACGGCUCCUACCGCAUGUACAUCUUCGCGGGGCAACCCGAACGCACGCGCACCGCGCUCCGGGACCUCGCGGCCGCCCUCUCGAACCCCAAGAGCUUCUACCACGCCUUCCGCUACUCGGGCGCGCUCGCCCAAAAGGAUAGGUACCACGAACCGCAUAACCCGCACUCGGCCUUCAUCUCGGUGUGCACCGUCUUCCAUGCUCCCCGCGCGCAGAUCGAAAUCGCCACGCUCCUGCCGGAUUUGUUGGCGGCGUACAAGGAUCACGUCUACGCGGACGAUGUGUGGGAUGCGCGUGUGCCUGAGGCGAAGGCCGCGGCGCAUGCGAAGAUGGGGCUGUGCGAGGAGAGGGGUGGGGUUGUGGUUGUGAGGCCUGAUGGGUAUGUGGGUUGUGUGGUUGGGUUGAGGGAGGGAGGGGGUACAGCCGAGGCGUUGGAGAGGUAUUUUGGGGUGGUGACGGGGAGGGAGGUGAGUAAAGGGGAGAGGGCUGUGUUGUAG